AUGGAUUUUACAAUAGAAAAUACUUUACAACAGAUUAUGGCGAAAGCUAAAGAAAAUCCCGAAAAUGAAAAGAAAGUAUAUCAGUCUCUAGAGUCAUUGCUUCGAUAUCUUCAAGAUAUAUUUUUCGAAACAACUAUUGAACCACCAAAUCAAUCGUCAAGUAAUACUGUUGAACCAAAAAAGAUCACAAAAAAGCUUGUCAAUUAUGAUGAUAAAGAAAAGGCUAAAGAAUUUCUUGAAGAAAUUUCACAUCGAUAUUCUCAUUCAUUUUCACAACCAGAAUUAGUUAAAUUUGCUACUUCUAUUGGACCAAAACAUGGAAUUUUUAUUAGUCGAGAUCAAAAACGAAACAAAGUUUUAAUCACUUUAUGGUUAAAGUCACAUUUCGAAAUUCUAGAGCAAGAAUUAGGAGAGUAUGCUUCAACUUUGCAAAAGAUCGAAGAACCAGCUUUGAUAGCAGGAAAAUAA
Molecule: messenger RNA, 468 nt
Organism: Trichomonas vaginalis G3
Lineage: Eukaryota; Parabasalia; Trichomonadida; Trichomonadidae
Exons: 1
Coding region: 1-468 (155 amino acids)
Source: RefSeq, a predicted model, not a curated record